AUGACAGGAAACGGAAGUGAUACGACUAAUGUCGAAGCGACUGUCGCCGAUCAACUGGAAGCUCUGACUGCCAGGAUGAACGAGACGGUGCAGAAGCUGACGCAGAUGGAGGCCGAUAACGCCAGACUACGGGAGGAGAACGCUUCGCUGAUGACAGCAGGGAGAGUUUUUACCGAAGCAAGCUCUAGGUUUCGCGGCGUGAAUCGGAUGCAAGACUUUAACUCAAUGCCUAGAACCAAUAAUCAAACACCCACAACGGAUGAUGCUCGGCUGGAGACUCCUCGUCAGGAUGUGAACAGCGGAGGAAACCUUGACACAAGGCAGGCACGUGAAAGCCUUACCCGAGAAGACAACUUGGAUCAACAAGGAGUUGUCAACACACCAGGCAUAACAGGAAUCGAACAUGAGCCAUAUACCAAGUCAUCUGAAGCCGCUUACUUGGAAGCUUUGAUCACAAAACGACUGGGUGCAGUAGAAGCUAUGAUUCAACGACUACCGGGAGUGGCUCCACCGAUUCGGAAAAGCAACUUGCACUCUUAUGCUGAUACACCGUUCUCUGAUGAAAUCGCACUCAUUGAGAUGCCGAGAAAAUUUAUGCUACCAACAAUGAAGAAGUAUGAUGGAACAUCCUACCCGGAUGACCACAUAGCUCAAUACAAACAACGAAUGUUCACGACGGCUAUCCAGAAAGAGUGUAGGGAGGCGACUAUGUGCAAGGGUUUUGGCUCAAGUCUCACGGGAGCUGCGCUUCAGUGGUUUACCAACUUGCCAAACGGCUCAAUAAAUUCGUUUGCAUCAUUGACAGAUGUUUUUGUUGAACAAUUCGCAAGCAGCAGGAACCUCGAAAAAAUAGCAGAUGAUCUGUAUGAGGUGCGACAGAAGAGAGAUGAGUCAUUACGUGCCUAUGUGGGACGAUUGAACAAGGAGAAAGUGUCAAUACCGAGUUGCAACAUAUCUACUGCCAUAUCGGCGUUCAAAAGAGGUUUACUCCCAGAUGGCGACUUAUACAAAGAGCUAACCAAAUACCAAUGUAGGACGAUGGAGGAUGUACUCUCACGUGCAUGGGCUCAGAUUAAAUGGGAAGAAGACUCGGCUUAUCACCAACGACGUUCGCCACGGUCUGAUUCCCGCGUUGUGAGAAACAAAAAGUCAAGUAGGGAUGACAAGCCUUACCAAAGACCUAAGGACGAGAACGGUAAGAGUGGAAGAAGGAACACGCAUCGACUAUUGAGCGGAGCAGACGACGUGAAACCAAGGUCAUCAACAUGGCCAGAUAUCAGUAACCUUUCAAUUUCACAUGCACACUUGGUCGGUGUAUUGAAGGAGAUGGGUGAAAACGUGAGAUGGCCUCCAAAGAUGAAGGCACCUGACAACAAGCGUAACACCUUAAAGUGGUGUGAAUUCCACAAUGAUCACGGCCACAUAACAGAAGAUUGCAUCUCAUUGAGGAUGGAAGUGAAUGAGCUCAACAAACAAGUCGCAAUUGCCAACGGUCCGGUUUCACCUCCAAAACAUGAUCGAGUUAUCAAUGUUAUCUCUGGAGGAUCGGAAAUAAGUGGGAUAACUCAUUCAGCUGCAAAAAGAAACACCAGAGCUGUCAAAAACUCUCAAAGCAAAGGGCAAGCUACGCAAGGCGACAUGCCAGAGUGCACAAUAACUUUUGCAAUGAGUGAGAGCAGCGUAUCAACCCCGCAUCACGAUGCGUUAGUCAUACAAUUGACAGUGGCUAAUUGCUUAGUGAAGAGGAUAUUAAUCGACAACGGAAGCUCAACCAACAUCAUUUAUAUGCAAGCAUAUAAAGAGUUGGGUCUCGACGAAAAAGGAUUGACACGAAAAUCUAUCCCAUUAGUUGGAUUCAGUGGCGAGGUCAAGCAGAGUGUUGGUGAAGUGACACUUCCAGUGUAUGCUGAGGGAGUUAACAAACACACGAAGUUUUUAGUAGUGGAUUGUGCUUCGGCUUACAAUGCCAUUAUGGGGCGCCUUUGGAUUCACGACAUGGGUGCUGUCCCAUCGACUCUACACCAGAUUAUCAAAUUUCCCACCCCAUGGGGAGUGAAAGAGAUAGCAGGGGAACAAGAGAGUUCACGCUUGUGUUAUCAGACUACCUUAAAGGGUAAAGGUCAACAAUUAUAG
This is a messenger RNA of Camelina sativa (false flax), 2133 nucleotides long. Lineage: Eukaryota; Viridiplantae; Streptophyta; Magnoliopsida; Brassicales; Brassicaceae. The record is from RefSeq and is a predicted model, not a curated record.